CGUAGGGUACACAGCGCCUGCAGCCAGUGCAGCCGCCUGCAUCACAGGGUCCAUAGCCCAAUGGGAUGCAAGGACCGGGACAAACUCAGUGGGUACCAAAGACGGCCAUCGCCGCUCCUAAACCCUUCACAGGGGAUAAGAGGGGCGAAGACCUCGACACUUGGUUGAGGGCAGUGCCGAUCUAUGUCAAAUGUAAACUCACCUUGCCGCACGAGGAAGUGCUUGUGGCUGCAUCUUACUUAGAGGGUAGUGCAGCAAGAUGGUUGAGUCGUUUACUACAGCUACAGGGAUACGGUUAUGACUUUCGCGCUUGGGCGGUCACCCAACAAUUGGAUGACGUCCUCAAGUUGGUGGAAGAAAGGUGGCAUGAUCCUCAGGAGGCCCAAAAGGCCACUAAUGCGAUCCUGACACUGCACACAAGGCAGUUCAAGUCAGUGAGGGAGGCCACCGACGCUGUAGAGCAUCUGAUCUGUGUCCCUGGGGUGCACUAUGACCCCCAGGUUUUACUCACGUCCUACCUGAGAUGCUUUCCUAUGCCUCUCAGGAAUCAGUUGGCAGGUGAGGCCAACAUCAAUGUUCACAACUUCCCCUCGUUUAGCAAGAAGGCCCUAGACCUUGAGGCGAAGAUAAGGCAUGGGCAGGCACCCACUACGGAUGGUAGGAGAAAGAUGCUGCCUCCCAACUGGAAGGCGAAGGGUCACAUUAUGUUUGUCAAUAAUGAUGGUUCAACCAUCGAGUUAGACGACAACUUCCAGGAGGGAGUAGGUUCAGAGACUGGCAGCGUUGAAGCUUCAGGGGAUGGAGUUGUCGUUGCCGUAGCUCAGAAAGGCAAGGCGACCGGUAGACGUCGUGGAGGCUCCCGGUCAAGGAGUCAAGUUGACCCCAACGCUCCCCCAUGGGAGAAGGCGGGUCUCACAGAGGACGUGUGGAGAGAUCGGUACGGUCUGUACGAGUUUGUGGUGAUGCCUUUCGGCCUUUGCAAUGCUCCUAGCACCUUUCAGCACACUAUGAAUCAGAUAUUUCAUGACUGCUUGGAUAAAUUUGUCAUCGUGUACCUCGAUGAUAUACUUAUUUUUAGUAAGACUGUCGAGGAGGAGCACGUUGCGCACUUGGACAAAGUCCUUAAUCUUCUGCGACAGCACAAGUUCAAGAUUAACGGUGAGAAGUGCGAGUUUGGCCGCACCCGUGUCUUGUACUUGGGUCAUGAGAUUUCUGCGGAGGGAUUAAAGCCCGAUGACGCGAAGGUGGCCAACAUUCGUGACUGGCCGCGUCCUCAGUCUGUGACGGAGAUGAGGUCCUUCUUAGGGAUGACCGGCUACUUUCGCAACUUUGUGAAGAACUAUAGCAUAGUUGCCGCCCCUUUGACGGACCUGACUCGCCUUGACACCUCAUGGGAGUGGACAGACAUAUGCGAGGCUGCUUUCAGACAUCUGAAGCAUGCGUUGACGCAUCAUGAGGUUUUGAAACUUCCUGAUCCUGACAAGCCAUUUGUAGUAACUACGGAUGCUAGCCAAUAUGGCAUAGGCGCCUGGAUGAGAACCCAACCUGUGCUUUCCGACGCUCUGAAGCGUUGGAUUGAAGUCAUAGAGCAGUAUGACUUCGAGCCCCAGUACAUUAAGGGUGAGUACAAUAAGGUUGCUGAUGCGCUGUCGCGUAGACCCGAUUUCUCAGGGCCGCUGAUUACUGAGUUCGGUCUUAUGGAUGAUGUUACUCGCUCUUUGGUGGAAGCCUAUCGUGAGGACCAGUUUAUGUAUGAGAUCAUACGCAAACUUGAGGCGAAGGAUGUGAACACUUUUGUCGAGUUUGAGUUGGUCAACGACUUGCUGUUCCUUGAGAAGGCAGUGGAGCAAAUGCAGAAAGCUCAGGCGGCAAUGAUAGAAUCUGAGAACAAACAUCACCGCCCUUCUACAUUUCAGGUUGGGGACAGAGUCUGGGUUAAGUCCUCAAAACUGGGACAGGAGCACGGGAUUUCCCACAAGCUCAUGCCCCAGUACUUUGGGCCAUGGGAGGUCUUAGACAUUGUCGGGACAGAUCCGGAUGGGCCGUCUUAUGUACUCCGGAUCCUUGGUCAUCUCCGCACUUAUCCUGUCUUUCACGCCUCCAAACUUGCACCUUUCAGGGAAACAGAACAGUUCCCUUCUCGUCGCUCAAUGCUGCCCCCAACCAUGGACGGAGAGGUGGACAUCGAUGAUAUCGUGGACCACAGGGAGCUGCCAGUUCCAAGACCAACAGGCAGGGGACGUCCUCCGAAACCGAAGCUGCAGUACCGCGUUCGGUUCCGUCAUCAUACUGAUCCGAAGGAGGACGGCUGGUUUACCAUGGAGGAACUUAUGCAGACCGCUCCACAAGUUGUAGCCCACUAUGAGAGAUCUCUGCAGAAGGGAAAGCGCCCGAUGAUUGAAGACUGAGCUUCUCAAAGGACUGUUGAAGCUAUGGAGGAGGGAAUGCGAGGCCACAGCCUCUAUUAGCCCAUUUCAGGC
Messenger RNA from Chara braunii, 2480 nucleotides. The record is from the annotation of a GenBank genome assembly. NCBI's taxonomy places the organism in Eukaryota, Viridiplantae, Streptophyta, Charophyceae, Charales, Characeae.